AAGACAAGCCGGAAGUGUUAUGAGGGAAUGAGAAGCCGAGUAGCAACAUUAGCUUUAAGGCUAACACAUGACAUGUCGCUUAGAAGCUGAACAGUGCUGCGCGGCGGCGGCGAUGUCGCUGAUCGAGGGCGUGGGGGACGAGGUGACGCUCGUGCUGACGGCGCUGACGGCGGCGGCCGUGCUGCUGCUGGCCUGGACCUCCACCCGCACCUCGGAGCCCCCGCACCCGCUCGCCACCCCCGGGGGCGCCGCCGCUUCUCAGACCGCCUCCCGCGCAGACGCGCCCGCCGCCUCCGCCCCGCCCCUCGUCGACGACAAGGACGGGGGCGGGGGGGCCGCGGGGAGGGAGGAGGAGGAGGCGGGCGGCGACUCUCAGAGGAACAUGGUGAUCAGACUCAAGUUCCUGAACGACACGGAGAGGACGGCGCACGUCAAACCUCAGGACACCGUCGGAUACGUCAAGAGGACGUACUUCGCGGGGCAGGAGCGCCGCGUGCGCCUCAUCUACCAGGGCCAGCUGCUGCAGGACGACGGCGCCACGCUGGAGGCGCUCCGCCUGCCGCACAACUGCGUGCUACACUGCCACAUCUCGCAGCGGGCGGCGGCGGCGGCGGGGGGGGGUCCGGCGGCGGCGGCGGCGGCGGAGCGGGUCCGGGUGGCGCUGAACGUGGGCGGCCUGAUGGUGCCGCUGCUGGCGCUCGUGCUGGCCGUGCUGUGGUACUGCCAGAUCCGGUACCGCCACCUGUUCACGGCGCCCGCCUCCGCCUCGCUGCUCGGCGUCACCGUCUUCCUCAGCCUGCUGGCCUUCGGCGUCUACCGCCGCUAGACGCUUUCUCGGCGGCGGUCUUCAUCUUCUUUGUGCCUCUUUGACUUCGGUGUCUGCCACGAGAUGGCCGCCCGUCUGGAUGUUGAUGAAAGAAAUUCUAUUAAAUCAUUUAUUGAAAA
Phycodurus eques (leafy seadragon) is the source of this 945-nucleotide messenger RNA. RefSeq names its product transmembrane and ubiquitin-like domain containing 1 (gene tmub1). The record is from RefSeq and is a predicted model, not a curated record. The transcript has 3 exons. Gene Ontology annotation, molecular function: protein binding. NCBI's taxonomy places the organism in Eukaryota, Metazoa, Chordata, Actinopteri, Syngnathiformes, Syngnathidae. Bases 68 to 826 code for a protein of 252 amino acids.